UGAAGGCUGAGGUACAGAGAGCAGCUCACAGACCUACCCCGUAACGCUUGAACAGGAGAAAAUGGCAUCAAAGUUCGAAGAAGAUCUUACCUGUCCUGUUUGCUGUGACAUCUACAAGGAUCCUGUCAUACUGACGUGUUCUCACAGUGUGUGUAAGGCCUGUCUGCAGAAGUUCUGGGAGACAAAGGGAUCUAGAGAAUGUCCCUACUGCAGAAGGAAAUGCUCAAAGGGUUUUUUUCCACCCAACAUGGCGUUAAGGAACUUGUGUGAGACCUUCCUACAGGAGAGGAGUCAGAGAGCUUCAGCAGGGUCUGGGGUGCUCUGCAGUCUGCACAGUGAGAAACUGAAGCUCUUCUGUCUGGAGGAUAAAGAAACAGUGUGCUGGGUCUGUCGAGACUCAGUGAAACACAACAAUCACAACAUUAGACCCAUAGAUGAAGCAGCACCUGAACGCAAGGAUGAGCUCAAGAUCAAACUGCAUCCCUUAAAGGAGAGACUGAAGACAUACAAAGAAGUUAAACUCCUCUUUGAUAAAACAGCAGCUCACAUUAAGACUCAAGUUCAUAACACAGAGGGGCAGAUCAAGGAGGAGUUUGAGAAGCUUCACCAGUUUCUACGAGAUGAAGAGGUAGCCAGGAUAGCUGCACUGAGGGAGGAAGAGGAGCAGAAGAGUCAGAUGAUGAAGGAGAAGAUAGAGAAGCUGAGCAGAGAUAUCUCAUCUCUUUCAGAAUCAGUCAAAGUCAUAGAAGAGGAGAUGGAAGCUGAUGAUGUCACAUUCCUGCAGGAGACAAUGGCAUCAAAGCUGGAAGAAGAUCUUACUUGUCUUUUGUGCUGUGACAUCUACAAGGAUCCUGUCAUACUGACGUGUGCUCACAGUGCGUGUAAGGCCUGUCUGCAGCAGUUCUGGGAGGGGAAGGGAUGCAGAGAAUGUCCCUACUGCAGGAGGAAAUGCUCAAAAGAUUAUUUUCCACCCAACAUGGCGUUAAGGAGCCUGUGUGAGACCUUCCUACAGGAGAAGAGUCAGGGAGCUUCAGCAGGGUCUGAGGUGCUCUGCAGUCUGCACAGUGAGAAACUCAAGGCCUUCUGUCUAGAUGAUAAAGAAACUGUGUGCUGGGUUUGUCGAGACUCAAAGAAACAUAAAAGUCACAACUUUAGUCCCAUAGAUGAAGCAGCACGUGAACACAAGGAUGAGCUCAAGAUCAAACUGCAUCCCUUAAAGAAGAAACUGAAGACAUUUGAAGAAGUUAAACUCCUCUGUGAUAAAACAGCAGCUCACAUUAAGACUCAAGUUCAUAACACAGAGGGGCAGAUCAAGGAGGAGUUUAAGAAGCUUCACCAGUUUCUACGAGAUGAGGAGGCAACCAGGAUAUCUGCACUGAGGGAGGAGGAAGAGCAGAAGAGUCAGAUGAUGAAGAAGAAGAUUGAAAAGCUGAGCAGAGAGAUCUCAUCUCUUUCAGAAUCAAUCAGAGACAUAGAAGAGGAGAUGGAAGCUGAUGAUGUCACUUUCCUGCAGAACUACAAGAGCACAGUGAAAAGAGCCCAGUGCACACUGCAGAAUCCAGAGAAGCUUUCAGGAGCUCUGAUCAACGUGGCAAAGCACCUGGGCAACUUGAAGUUCAGAGUCUGGGAGAAAAUGCAGGAGAUUGUUAAAUUCACUCCUGUUACUCUGGACCCCAACACUGCACACCCAAAACUCAUCCUGUCUGAGGAUCUGACCAGUGUGAGGCUUGGUGAUGAGAAACAGCAGCUUCCUGAUAAUCCAGAGAGAUUUGAUCAGUUUUUCUGUCUCCUGAGCUCUGAGGGCUUUAACUCAGGGACACACUGCUGGGAUGUGGAGGUUGGGGACAACACAAGGUGGUAUGUGGGUGUGAUGGCAGAGUCUCCCCAGAGGAAGGGAGACUUCAGAUCCUUGAGUGGGCGGUGGUGUAUGGGUUAUUAUAAUGGUAAAUAUAGAGUGUAUGCCCCACAGCCCUCCACUUUUCUCACAGUGAAGAAGAAACCCCAGAGGAUCAGAGUGCAGCUGGACUGGGACAGAGGAAAGCUGUCAUUCUCUCACCCCGAUAAUAACACACGUUUACACACCUUCAAACACACUUUCACUGAGAGAAUGUUUCCAUAUUGUAGUACUGGUUGUCAAGUAUGUCCUCUGAGGAUGCUACCAGUGAAGACCUCUAUACAAGUAGAGCAGUACAGGUAG
Messenger RNA from Engraulis encrasicolus (European anchovy), 2197 nucleotides. RefSeq names its product E3 ubiquitin-protein ligase TRIM39-like. Lineage: Eukaryota; Metazoa; Chordata; Actinopteri; Clupeiformes; Engraulidae. Gene Ontology annotation, cellular component: cytoplasm. The record is from RefSeq and is a predicted model, not a curated record. Gene Ontology annotation, biological process: protein ubiquitination. Gene Ontology annotation, molecular function: zinc ion binding; ubiquitin protein ligase activity; protein binding. The coding region runs from base 62 to 2197 and encodes 711 amino acids. The transcript is spliced from 10 exons.